Cajanus cajan (pigeon pea) is the source of this 2864-nucleotide messenger RNA. NCBI's taxonomy places the organism in Eukaryota, Viridiplantae, Streptophyta, Magnoliopsida, Fabales, Fabaceae. The record is from RefSeq and is a predicted model, not a curated record.
CGCUGUCCCCGUGUCGUAGAGCACGUAGUUAGAGCGUGUUGGCUUAUAGCCAUGGAUGAGAGUUAAUAGUGAGAAAACACAACAAGGUUGAAGCGCACGCGAGCAUAGGUGCGUAAAUGCAAAGAGGAAACCGAUAGCUGUCAAAUACUCUGGGAAACGGCGAGUACGAAUGACGGCGGCUACCACCCAUAUAUACAGUGACUGUCACCUAGCCUAACGUCGCUUCACCGCCGUUUCCCUCUCUCUCUCUCUCUCUUCAUAACACUCUCCCUUUUACGCCUCACGCCAAAUGCCUGCACUCUCUCUCUCUACCAAGCAACCCCAACAACCUCUGUUGUUGUAGUUGUAUUCACUGCAUUUCCUUAAUUACACUUGGUCUCUUCUACUACGUGUCGUGCUUGGUAACAAUGGAAGAUAAUGGCUUGGUGCCGUUGUUUUAUGUUGCUCACCACAAGUGGAAGUUUGUCAUGUCUCCUUUGCUGCUCAUGCUUUUUCUUCUCUCUCCACUUGCUUCCCCCUUCAGUACCGAAGAAGGAAAGGCAUUAAUGGCGAUGAAGGCUUCCUUCAGCAAUAUUGCAGACGUUCUUCUUGACUGGGAUGACGUGCACAAUGACGACUUCUGCUCUUGGCGUGGAGUUUUUUGUGAUAAUGUCAGCCUUACUGUAGUUUCUCUGAACCUGUCUAGUUUGAACCUAGGUGGGGAGAUAUCACCAGCAAUUGGUGACUUGGGGAACCUGCAAUCCAUAGACCUCCAAGGGAAUAAACUAACUGGUCAAAUCCCAGAUGAAAUUGGAAACUGUGCAGCGCUUGCUCAUCUGGAUUUGUCUGAUAAUCAGCUUUACGGUGAUAUUCCUUUCUCCUUGUCCAAGCUGAAGCAACUUGAGUUUUUGAAUUUAAAGAGUAAUCAAUUGACUGGUCCUAUACCAUCAACUUUAACCCAAAUUCCAAACCUGAAAACUCUUGAUCUUGCUAGAAAUAGGCUCACUGGAGAGAUACCAAGACUACUCUAUUGGAAUGAAGUCUUACAGUACCUUGGGUUGCGAGGGAACCUGUUGAGUGGUACUUUGUCCCCUGAUAUCUGUCAAUUAACGGGUUUGUGGUAUUUUGAUGUGAGAGGCAACAAUUUGACUGGUACCAUACCUGACAGCAUUGGGAACUGCACAAGUUUUGAAAUCUUGGACAUAUCAUAUAAUCAGAUAACAGGGGAGAUUCCUUAUAAUAUUGGAUUUCUUCAAGUCGCUACUUUGUCACUUCAAGGAAAUAGACUAACUGGGAGGAUUCCAGAAGUGAUUGGUUUAAUGCUCUUAUUAAACAUACACUGUGUGACAUUUUCCAGCUUCAUUGGAAAUCCUUUCUUAUGUGGAAAUUGGUUUGGAUCAAUCUGUGGUCCUUCUGUGCCAAAAUCAAGAGAGAUUUUUUCAAGAGUUGCUGUUGUAUGUCUCACACUGGGGAUCAUGAUGUUGUUGGCCAUGGUAAUUGUUGCAUUUUAUCGAUCCAGCCAGUCAAAACAAUUGAUGAAAGGAUCUAGCCGAACUGGCCAAGGUCCCCCAAAACUUGUUGUUCUCCAUAUGGAUAUGGCUAUCCACACUUUGGAUGAUAUAAUGAGAAGUACAGAGAAUCUCAAUGAGAAAUACGUCAUUGGGUAUGGUGCUUCAAGUACUGUAUACAAAUGUGCUUUGAAGAAUUCCCGACCAAUUGCAAUUAAGCGACUGUACAACCAACAACCACACAAUUUUAGGGAGUUUGAGACAGAACUUGAAACUAUUGGCAACAUUCGACACCGAAACCUUGUCACCUUGCAUGGAUAUGCUCUUACACCCAAUGGGAAUCUCCUUUUCUAUGAUUAUAUGGCGAAUGGCUCCUUGUGGGAUCUUCUACACGGGCCGUUGAAGGUAAAACUUGAUUGGGAGACACGUCUGAGAAUUGCUGUCGGAGCAGCUGAAGGACUUGCUUAUCUCCAUCAUGACUGCAACCCACGAAUUGUUCACAGGGACAUAAAGUCUUCGAAUAUUCUGCUGGAUGAAAACUUUGAAGCUCAUCUCUCUGAUUUUGGCACUGCUAAAUGUAUCUCAACCACAAGAACUCACGCAUCGACCUAUGUCCUUGGAACUAUAGGCUAUAUUGACCCUGAGUAUGCCCGAACAUCUAGGCUGAAUGAAAAAUCAGAUGUUUAUAGCUUCGGGAUUGUUCUACUGGAGCUACUUACUGGGAAGAAGGCAGUGGACAAUGACUCCAACUUGCAUCAAUUGAUAUUAUCCAAGGCAGAUAACAAUACUGUAAUGGAGGCUGUGGAUCCAGAGGUGUCUGUAACGUGCAUUGAUCUGUCACACGUUAAGAAGACCUUUCAGCUUGCUUUGCUUUGCACUAAAGGGAACCCCUCUGAGAGGCCUACUAUGCAUGAAGUAGUCAGGGUGCUGGUAUCCCUACUUCCUUCACCUCCAAGUAAAAUCCUUGCCCCACCUGCAAAGAAAUUCGACUAUGCGCAUUAUGUGAUUGAGAAGGGACAACAACGAAAAGAGGAAGCAAGACAACCUCAGGAGGACAACAAUUCAUCCAAUGCUCAAUGGUUUGUUCGAUUUGGGGAUGUUAUAUCCAAGAGUACUUAACGUUCGUUGGUUUGAUGUCUGACAUAAGUUGAUGAUCGGGUUUAACUAGUGUUUCUUUUUGUGAUUAGAUAUAUCCUUUGACCUUUCAACAAAUAGGGUGUGGAAUACAAAUGAAUAGGGGGAUAAAACACUUUACUGUUAUAGAGCUUAAGGAAGUUUCUGCUGUAUAUCUUACAAGCACUUGUUUCCUGGCUUUAUUUGAUUAAUGCUGCUCUUAAGUUGCUUGUUUUGAUUGUUAAUUAUGGUGGUUAUUGGGUA